Drosophila ficusphila is the source of this 1700-nucleotide messenger RNA. RefSeq names its product U4/U6 small nuclear ribonucleoprotein Prp31 (gene Prp31). Gene Ontology annotation, biological process: mRNA splicing, via spliceosome; spliceosomal tri-snRNP complex assembly. NCBI's taxonomy places the organism in Eukaryota, Metazoa, Arthropoda, Insecta, Diptera, Drosophilidae. Gene Ontology annotation, cellular component: U4 snRNP; U4/U6 x U5 tri-snRNP complex; precatalytic spliceosome. The record is from RefSeq and is a predicted model, not a curated record. Bases 87 to 1592 code for a protein of 501 amino acids. The transcript has 4 exons.
UGCGUUACGGUCACUCUAUUUUCAGCACGCAGGAAAAUAAAACAUUUUUCAAUAAUUUCAGUAAACAAACUUGUAAAUAAACAAAAAUGUCGCUAGCAGACGAACUUUUAGCUGACCUCGAGGAGGACAACGAUAAUGAGUUGGAGGAGGACGAUGCUGAGAUGGCUAGUGCCGAGGACGAAAGUUUGUUGGCGGAGAAGUUGGCCAAACCGGCUCCCAAUUUAAUGGAUGUAGACGUUACCGUGCAAUCGGUGCGAGAACUUUGCAAGCUGCGCGAUUCCGAACGCUUGCGAAAUACCUUGCAGCAGAUUGAGCAUUACGCCAGUCGCCAGAGAACCGCAGCCGAAAUGCUAGGAUCCGUGGAAUCCGAUCCGGAGUAUUGUCUUAUCGUAGAUGCUAAUGCUAUAGCCGUGGACAUCGACAACGAGAUCUCCAUCGUGCACAAGUUCACCAAAGAGAAGUAUCAGAAGCGAUUCCCUGAACUGGAUUCGUUGAUUGUCGGCGAAAUGGAGUACUUGCUGGCGGUCAAAGAGUUGGGAAAUGAUCUGGAUCAAGUGAAAAACAACGAAAAGUUGCAGGCCAUUCUCACGCAGGCUACCAUUAUGAUUGUGUCCGUCACGGCUUCCACUACUCAGGGUACCAUGUUAACUCCGGCAGAAAAGGCCAAGAUCGACGAGGCCUGCGAAAUGGCCAUCGAGCUAAACAACUUCAAGUCCAAGAUCUACGAAUAUGUGGAGAGUCGCAUGACCUUUAUAGCUCCCAAUCUUUCCAUGAUUGUCGGCGCUUCCACAGCUGCCAAACUUCUGGGCAUUGCUGGCGGUCUAUCCAAACUAUCUAAAAUGCCUGCUUGCAACGUGCAGGUUUUGGGUGCACAAAAGAAAACGCUUUCGGGAUUUUCGCAAACUCAGAUGUUGCCUCACACUGGCUACGUGUACUACUCCCAGAUUGUUCAGGACACUGCGCCGGAUCUGCGUCGCAAGGCAGCUCGUUUGGUAGCCGCCAAAUCAGUGCUGGCUGCGCGUGUGGAUGCCUGCCAUGAGAGUGUGCACGGGGAAAUUGGCCUGCGCUUCAAGGAGGAUGUUGAAAAGAAACUGGACAAGCUGCAGGAGCCACCGCCAGUAAAGUUUAUCAAACCGUUGCCCAAACCCAUUGAGGGCAGCAAGAAAAAGCGAGGAGGAAAACGAGUGCGCAAGAUGAAGGAGCGAUAUGCGCUAACAGAGUUCCGCAAACAGGCAAACCGAAUGAAUUUCGGAGAUAUUGAGGAGGAUGCUUAUCAAGGGGAUUUGGGUUACUCGCGUGGCACCAUUGGCAAAACAGGAACCGGCCGCAUUCGCUUGCCCCAGGUGGAUGAAAAAACCAAAGUGCGCAUCAGCAAGACGCUGCACAAGAACUUGCAAAAGCAGCAAGUCUACGGCGGCAACACCACAGUCAAGCGGCAAAUUUCCGGAACAGCAUCUAGUGUGGCGUUUACACCAUUGCAAGGCCUGGAGAUUGUGAAUCCACAGGCGGCGGAACGCUCACAAACCGAGGCCAAUGCCAAAUACUUUUCAAACACCUCCGGUUUUCUGUCAGUGGGACAGCGAACCACUUAAAAGAAUAGCUAAACUUUUCAUUUUCUAUAAAAUUAAGCACUUUUAUUUGGAGAUUUGUCGAAUGUAUGAGAUAGGCGUAGUAAAGCUGCAAUGAAGCUGCACAAGAGA